CUGCUGUAAAUAAUACUCUACGCAUGUCGUAUCGGAAAUAAACAUCCGGCACAUUAUUUCCCGCGAAAAUGGCUGAAGUUCAACCAAAACAAGAACUACAGUUAGAUACCUUUCAAGAGCAAGGCUUUCUAUCAUAUUACAGACACCUUCCAGAGAAAUCCAGUACGACAUUAAGAGUAUUUGAUAGAACAGAUUAUUAUACUGUGCAUGGAGAAGAUGCUGUUUUUGUUGCUAAAGAAGUUUUUAAAACUACUGGUGUUAUAAAGUAUCUUGGAUCAGGUGACAGGAAAGUUGAAUCAGCUGUUUUAAGUAAACUGAACUUUGAAUCGUUAGUAAGAGAUCUGUUGUUGGUUCGGCAGUAUCGUGUGGAGGUCUACAAAAACAAAGGUGGUGCCAAGAAUAAUGAAUGGAGUAUUGGUUAUAAGGCCUCACCUGGUAAUCUCACUCAGUUUGAAGAUAUUUUAUUUGGUAACAAUGAUAUGUCUGUCUCUGUUGGUGUUAUUGCUGUGAAGCUUGGAUCAGAUGCAGGACAGAGGAUUGUUGGAGUUGGUUAUGCUGAUGCAACACUCAGAAAGUUCAUGGUCAGCGAGUUCACAGACAAUGACCAGUUCUCAAACUUAGAGGCUUUAAUAGUACAACUUGGACCAAAAGAAUGUUUACUUGGGACUGGUGAUUCUGCCAUAGAGAAUGGUAAACUGAAGCAAGUGUUGGAUCGUAGUGGACUCUUAGUUACAGAAAGAAAGAAAAGUGAUUUCUCAACCAAAGAUACUGUACAGGAUCUGAACAGACUUCUGAAAUUUAAGAAAGGAGAACAAGAUAACAGUGCUGCCUUACCAGAAACAGAAAAAAAUCAUGCCAUUGGGGCACUUGCAGCUGUGAUCAAAUAUUUAGAGCUUUUAUCAGAUGAAGGAAACUUUGGUCAGUUUUCUAUAUCCUCUUUUGAGUUGGGACAGUAUAUGAGGCUGGAUGCAGCAGCUGUGAGGGCUUUAAAUCUUCUACCAAAUACAGUGGAAGGAGGAAAUAGAAAUCAUAGCAUACUUGGUCUGUUAAAUAGAUGUAGAACAGCACAAGGUCAAAGGUUAUUGGGCCAGUGGGUCAAACAGCCAUUGGUUGAUCUUAAUAAAAUAGAGGAGAGGUUGAAUGUUGUUGAAGCUAUGAUUGAUGAUACAGAACUAAGACAGACCUUACAAGAAGAUCAACUAAGAAAAAUACCAGACUUUCAGAGGUUGGCUAAAAAAUUCCAGAGGAAAAAGGCUACAUUACAGGACUGUUACCGAGUUUACCAAGCUAUUGAAAAGAUGCCAUACUUACUGGAAACAUUAGAGUGUCAUGAAGGUCCAAACAAACAUUUGUUGAUGGAACUGUUUACAAACCCUGCCAAGGAAUUACUGAUGGACUUUGCCAAGUUUCAAGAAAUGGUAGAAACCACAAUGGAUCUAGCACAAGUAGAGAACCAUGAGUUUGUAAUCAAGGCAGACUUUGAUGAAGGAUUAGCAGCUUUAAGGGAGAAAAUAGACAGCUUAGAGGAUGAUAUUAAAUCACAAAUGAAUAAGGUCGCCAGAGAUUUAGGUAUAGAACCAAACAAAGUUCUUAAAUUAGAGAGUAAUUUACAGUUAGGAUACUUCUUUAGAGUGACUAGAAAGGAUGAAAAAGCAUUGAGAAACAAUAAAAACUAUAUGAUAAUUGAUACAAAGAACAAUGGUGUACGAUUCCACAAUAAUGCUGUACGGAAAUACAAUGAAGAAUAUCUACAGUGUAAAGAAGAUUACAAUGACCAACAGAAAAGUGUUGUCGUGGAAGUCACUAAUAUUGCUGCUGGAUAUGUAGAACCUAUGUUACUAAUGAAUGAUCUCAUUGCACAGUUAGAUGUACUGGUUAGUUUUGCUCAUGUAUCAGCCAGUGCUCCCAUAGCAUAUAUCAGACCAAAACUUCUGGCUAAAGGAAGUGGUAAAAUCAAUCUAAAGGAAGCAAGACAUCCUUGUCUUGAAAUGCAAGAUGAUGUAGCUUAUAUACCAAAUGAUGUUGUGUUUGAAAAAGAUGAACAGAUGUUUCAUAUCAUUACUGGUCCAAAUAUGGGAGGAAAAUCAACCUAUAUCAGAUCUAUUGGUGUUGUUGUAUUGAUGGCACAAUUAGGAUGUUUUGUUCCUUGUUCAGAAGCAGAAAUCUCAAUAGUUGACAGUAUUCUGGCUAGAGUAGGUGCUGGUGACAGCCAACUGAAGGGAGUAUCUACUUUCAUGGCAGAAAUGUUAGAAACAGCAUCAAUAUUAAAGUCAUCUUCUGAAAAUUCAUUAAUUAUCAUAGAUGAAUUAGGUCGAGGUACAUCUACAUAUGAUGGAUUUGGUCUAGCCUGGGCUAUUUCAGAAUUCAUUGCCACCAAAAUUAAAGCAUUUUGUUUAUUUGCCACUCAUUUCCACGAAUUGACAGCAUUAUCAGAUGAAGUUACAACUGUUAAUAAUCUACAUGUGACGGCAUUGACCACAAAUGAUACACUUACUCUACUAUACAGAGUUAAACCAGGUGUGUGUGAUCAGAGUUUUGGAAUACAUGUGGCAGAAUUAGCACAUUUUCCAAAGAAUGUCAUAGACUUUGCCAAGAAAAAGGCUAGUGAAUUAGAGGAUUUUCAGAGCAUAAGUUUGACAGGAACAGGACUAGAAGGGAAUGAUGAACCUGCUGUCAAGAAAAGAAAGGUGGUGAAAGAGGAGGGAGAAGAAAUCAUUGAAGAAUUUUUAAAGAAAGUGAAAGCCUUACCCAUUGACUCAAUGUCAGAAGGAGACUUGACUAAAGAAUUGAACAAACUGAAAGACAAUGUCAAAUCUAAAAAUAAUCCUUAUGUGAAUGAUGUGUUAGCUAGGGGACAGUGACAAAUAAAGCAUGAUCAAUAUUA
Molecule: messenger RNA, 2884 nt
Organism: Mytilus trossulus (common blue mussel)
Lineage: Eukaryota; Metazoa; Mollusca; Bivalvia; Mytilida; Mytilidae
Product: DNA mismatch repair protein Msh2-like
Exons: 26
Coding region: 69-2861 (930 amino acids)
Biological process (GO): mitotic recombination; mismatch repair
Cellular component (GO): MutSalpha complex; nucleus
Molecular function (GO): ATP binding; mismatched DNA binding; ATP-dependent DNA damage sensor activity
Source: RefSeq, a predicted model, not a curated record